AUGGGUCUCGGACUUGGUGGUAAUAUGUUGUCUGUUUUUGAUAACCGGUUUCAUGGACCAAUUCCAAUUUCAAUAUCCAAUUUGUCAAAACUCGAAGAGCUUUAUACUGGCGGAAAUAGUCUUUAUGGGAAAGUCAUUGUUCAUUUUGGAGGCCUAUCAAGUCUCACUAGGCUUUUAUUUGCUUCGAAUCAUUUGGGAAGGGGAGAGGUCGAUGACCUGAAUUUUGUCAAUACAUUGACCAACUGUAGUGGUUUAACACUUUUGGGGCUUAGUGAUAAUGGGUUUGGUGGGGUGCUCCCCAAAUCGAUAGCAAACUUAUCGACCCAACUCACAUGGCUCUCUCUGUCAAAUAAUCAAUUAUCUGGAGAGAUCCCAGUGGGGAUCAGGAAUCUUGUAAGCUUACAACUCUUGGGCUUAUCUGGUAACUUACUAGAAGGAAGUAUUCCAACUUCAAUUGGGAGACUUCAAAUGCUUAUUAAACUCGAGUUAUAUGGGAACAGAUUAACAGGGCCAAUCCUUUCUUCUCUUGGGAAUUUGACAUUCUUGAUUCAGCUCUAUUUAGGAGAUAAUCACUUGCAAGGGAAAAUAUUUUCAACUCUUCGAAAUUGCAAAAAUUUGCUACGGUUAGGCUUUUCUGGUAAUAGUCUCCAUGGUAACAUUCCCAAAGAGAUAUUUGGUAUUUCCACAUUACUAGAGCUUAACUUGAGUAGAAAUUCUUUCUCUAGUUCUCUACCUUUGGAAGUGGGUCAAUUGAUCAAUCUUGGAAUGCUCGAUCUUUCUGAGAAGAUGUUGUCUGGUGAAAUCCCUAGCACCCUUGAUACUUGUACAAGCCUAGAGCACAUUUUUAUGGAGGGUAACCUAUUUCAAGGAUCUAUACCAUCGUCUCUGAGUACUCUAAGAGGUCUUCAAGAUUUAGAUCUUUCACACAACAACUUCUCUGGUUUUAUCCCAAAAUAUUUGGUUAAAUUUAAGUUUCUACAAAAUUUAAAUUUAUCAUUUAAUCAUUUGGAGGGUGAGGUAUCAGUAGAUGGAGUCUUUGGAAAUUUGAGCGCAUUUUCAGUCAUUGGAAAUAAUAAGCUUUGUGGAGGUAUACAAGAACUUCAUCUGCCAGCAUGCCAAAUUCAGAAAUCAAAAGAUGGUAGACCUCAUGUUAUCAAGCUAAUAGUCAUCAUAUGUGGUUGUGGGGGCUCUUUAAGUUUGAUUUUUUUUAUGGUUUUAUUCAUCAUCUGUCGGAAAAGAAAAGAGAAGAAAGAAUCCACUUUAUUUUUUAUAGAGAGUCGUCAUUUUAAGAUCUCUUAUGCCCAACUCCUUAAAGCUACCGAUGGAUUUUCUUCUGCAAAUUUGAUUCGAGUGGGGAGUUUUGGUUCUGUGUACAAAGGAGUUAUCAAUCAUGGGAAAACUAUUGUUGCAGUAAAGGUCUUCAAUCUUACACAAAGAGGGGCUUCCAAGAGUUUCAUGGUUGAAUGUCAAUGCCUCAGAAACAUACGACAUCGUAAUCUUGUAAAAAUCUUAACAUCUUGCUCAAGUGUAGAUUUUAAAGGCAAUGAUUUUAAGGCUCUAGUAUAUGAGUUCAUGCCCGGUGGGAAUUUGGAGAGCUGGUUACAUCAACAUCCAAAUGGCGUACAAGAUGAACAAAGGCAUUUAAACCUUGUUCAAAGAUUGAAUAUCGCCAUUGAUAUGGCUACAGCAUUGGAUUAUCUUCACCACCAUUGUCAUACACAGAUUAUUCACUGUGAUCUAAAGCCAAGCAAUAUUCUUCUUGAUGGUGAUUUGACUGCACAUUUGAGUGAUUUCGGGGUAUCAAGAAUUCCUUCAAAUGCCACAAGUGGAUCUCAAAAUCACACGAGCUCAAUCGAAAUAAAGGGAUCUAUUGGAUAUAUUCCACCAGAGUAUGGUGCAGGUGUUAAUGUUUCAAAGCAUGGUGAUGUCUACAGUUAUGGGAUUCUCUUGUUAGAGAUGUUCACAGGGGAGCGUCCUACCAAUGAAAUGUUCAAAGAUAAUUUUAAUCUGCAUUUUUGGGCUGAGAUGGCUUUGCAUGAUGGAGUCAUAGAUGUCGUCGAUGUCGACCCAUCACUUCUCCCCAUGGAAGAAGAUGAUGAAGAGGCAAUAACAGUUGUAACCACCAUCACUAGAAGCCGAAGAUGCAUGAAAGAUAGAGAACAAGAGUGCCUUAAUUCAGUUAUUAGAAUUGGAGUUGUCUGCUCAGCUAAAUCACUAGGGGAUCGAAUGGACAUAAAUGAUGUGGUCAAAGAGCUACAUUUGAUCAGGGAUAUUUAUCUUGGAGUGAGGAGCCAGAUGGAGGAGGAGCUUGAGAACUUUUUCAAGAAGUUCAAUGUGAAUGGGGGAUGGAAGAAAUCGUUCUUGGUCCAGACUCUGAACAGGGUGUAA
Messenger RNA from Telopea speciosissima, 2388 nucleotides. Its product is annotated as probable LRR receptor-like serine/threonine-protein kinase At3g47570. Bases 1 to 2388 code for a protein of 795 amino acids. The record is from RefSeq and is a predicted model, not a curated record. Gene Ontology annotation, molecular function: ATP binding; protein binding; protein kinase activity. Gene Ontology annotation, biological process: protein phosphorylation. The transcript is spliced from 4 exons. Lineage: Eukaryota; Viridiplantae; Streptophyta; Magnoliopsida; Proteales; Proteaceae.